Messenger RNA from Aspergillus heteromorphus CBS 117.55, 2215 nucleotides. Its product is annotated as putative Na/H antiporter. Lineage: Eukaryota; Fungi; Ascomycota; Eurotiomycetes; Eurotiales; Aspergillaceae. The record is from RefSeq and is a predicted model, not a curated record. Gene Ontology annotation, molecular function: sodium:proton antiporter activity. Bases 110 to 1744 code for a protein of 544 amino acids. The transcript has 5 exons. Gene Ontology annotation, cellular component: plasma membrane. Gene Ontology annotation, biological process: proton export across plasma membrane; sodium ion export across plasma membrane; regulation of membrane potential.
CCCGCCUUCUAGUCAUCGAUCGAGGGUUCUGGUUCUUCCAGCACCAUUUUCUGGGCUGAGUCGCUGGUAGAAUAAAGGAAUAGUGCUCCAGCAAGAGCACGAACUCAAGAUGCCCACCUUAUCGUUGAUCAACUUCAACAUCGUCUGUGCGACGUUGGGAGGGUUCAUCUCCAUCUUUGGGUUGGUCUCGUAUCUGUUCAAGGAGAGGUUCUAUUUGUCGGAAGCAUUGAUCUCAUUGCUGGCCGGCGUGAUCUUCUCCCCCCACGCAGCCAACUUUAUAAGACCCCAGGAGUAUGCGCUUGGUUCCGAGCAGAAUCUAGAAGAUAUCACCAUGUAUUUCACCCGCCUCGUCCUUGGGGUUCAGCUAGUUCUCGCGGGGGUACAACUCCCCAAGCGCUACUUGCAGAUCGAAUGGAAGAGCCUAUCGCUCCUCCUUGGACCCGGGAUGGCUGCCAUGUGGAUGUGCAGCAGCUUGAUCAUUUGGGCGUUGGUACCGGACUUCCAGUUUGUGCCUUCCCUCAUCGUGGGCGCUUGUAUCACUCCUACCGACCCUGUGCUUUCCAACUCCAUCGUAAAGGGGAAAUUUGCGGACAAGAACGUCCCACGUCCUUUACAGCGCAUUAUUGUCGCCGAGUCAGGCGCCAAUGAUGGCCUGGGCUAUCCAUUUCUCUUCUUCGCUAUGUAUCUCCUGAAAUACGUCGGAAUGAACGGCGAAGGAUACAGUGGAGGGGCUGGGAAGGCCAUGGCCCUGUGGUUCUACGAGACCUGGGUUUAUACGAUCUUACUGAGCGUUGUCUACGGGAUCACCGUAGGCUGGGCAUCUCGCGAGCUGCUCCACUGGGCCGAGGAGAAGCGUUAUGUCGAUAGGGAGAGCUUCCUUGUCUUUGCCAUCGCUCUUGCUGUACGUUCAACUCUACUUUUCGUUGUCGGGACAUGUGGGAUGAUAGGCACAGAUGAUCUACUAGCCUGCUUCAUUGCAGGCAACGUCUUCACGCAAGAUGAUUGGUUUCGUUUGGAGACCAUGGAUGAUUCGCUGCAGCCCACAAUCGACAUGUUGCUGAACUUGGCCGUCUUCAUGUGGUUUGGCGCUGUCUGCCCAUGGCCGUCAUUCCUCAACAAUGGUGUGAUCCCCAUCUACCGCUUGAUCUUUCUGGGGAUUCUGAUCCUGCUGGUUCGACGGAUGCCCAUCAUCUUCGCAAUGCACAAGUAUAUCUGCCAGAUUGAGCAUUUCUACCAGGCGGCGUUCGUCGGGUUCUUCGGACCCAUAGGGGUGGGCGCUGUCUUCUAUCUGUCUGUCGCCCGAGAAUUCCUACUCCAGAUCACCGUCAACGGCAAGGUUCGCGAAGACGCCCAGAAGGUGGCUGAAGCAGUGGAUGUGAUUGUGUGGUUUCUAGUGAUUUGCAGCAUUGUCGUCCAUGGCCUUUCCAUCCCUCUCGCGAAAGCCGGAUACCACCUUCCACGGACAAUUUCCCAGGCACUCACCACCACCACAACGAUGGAGUCCGACCACAUCCCCAUAGGCAAUAACUGGCGUACGCACAGUACGGCAACGCGAAGUAUCGGGCUUGUGAACAACCGGAACCGGAAACGAGUCGCUGCAAGAGAGCCGACCUCUGAGUCCCCGACCUUCGAGAUCCACUCGGAAACGGGACAGGCGGAGGAGCCGGCGAGGCCUGUUAAUCUCAUAAUCCGGGAGGAUGGAGUAGAAUAUGCAUCCGAGGCGACGCCGACUGAAGGUCCUUAACCGGUCGAUCAUCUGGGGAAUGGUUGCGGUGCCAUGUGUUGAAGUCACCUAGCGGAGGAUUAUUUUUUUAUGUCUUGAAGUCGAUAUUACGUGUGUUCUUUCAGACUCCUGUCUGAUACAAGGGGGGGGGCAGGACCAGGGUUAGGAAGGCAUGACUCAGAGGGAGAAGGCACGACGCAGCGGAGGAAGGCGCAACCCAGCCAAGGGAAGGUGCCAGGGGGGGAAGGUGCAGCCUAGCAGUGUGGGCGUUGCAGAUCCGGUGAUGAUGAUAUUGGUGGUCAUUUGGGGGAAUUGUAUAGGAGGAAUGGCUGUACAGAGAUGUUCUUUAUAUCGGGGGCAUUUACUGGGUUGUAUCUUUGGCCGGUGAGUUGAACUUGAUGUGGUGGAUUGGAUAUAUUUUGUCAUUUAGAAUUUGUUACUUCUGCAUCCGGUAAGUCAACCUCAGCGAAUUAAGCACUGCAGUAUAGAAAC